Messenger RNA from Galleria mellonella (greater wax moth), 3319 nucleotides. RefSeq names its product myb-like protein D. Bases 449 to 1996 code for a protein of 515 amino acids. The record is from RefSeq and is a predicted model, not a curated record. The transcript is spliced from 6 exons. NCBI's taxonomy places the organism in Eukaryota, Metazoa, Arthropoda, Insecta, Lepidoptera, Pyralidae.
CAUUGACGGCCACUGACGCGACGAUUUUUAAAUGAGAUGGUUAAUAAUUGUUUAGCUGUCACUGUUGGCAAAACGUAGAAAAAUAUUUUCACUUUAUAAAUACUCAAUUAUUCAUAAUUAAUUAAAUUAUUAGCAUAUUAAAAUAAUUUCCAUAAUGCAAAAGAGCCAAAGUAGUUAACUGUAAAGUGUCGACGAGUAAGCUGGUGUCCUGAGUGCUUGUUUAAUCGAAACCUAUUUCCAUGUUCUGGGAUCAUGUUUAUCGGAACAGGCACAUUAUGCAGGAGUUUGAGGACAUAGAAGUACACAAAACCAGUGUGUCAGUUUUCGUGGCAUUGUUCUACUUGGAAAUGCUUUAUAUCUUAAUCAUGACACUUUCGAUACUCAAUAGACUGAAUCAGAAUUUGCCAUCGUAGUUUUUAAUUGGAUAUUUUACAAAUCAAAUCCUACAAUGAUUGAUGAUAACUUAAUAAUUUCUGAGAAAGUUUACUUGUGCAAGAAAUCUAACAUAUAUGUAGACCAUGGUUCACUUCUACACCACCAGGUUGAAGGAAUAAGGUUCCUGUAUAGACAGUUUGUAAAGAAAACUCCUGGAGUAAUCUUCAAUGAGCCUGCUGACUGUUUCUUACAAGUUGCUUUAUUUAUUAAUGCAAUUGUAAAAGGACAAGCUUUAGACAAGCCUGUGUUGAUACUGUGCAAUGAUAGUGACUUGGAAGUAUGGUCUCAACAUUUUCAAAAUAGAGUAUCUGGCAAUGAGAUAGUAGUUGAAGAGACUAAUGUUUUUCUAAAAAAGAAAAUAUUUAUUAACUCUAUGAAAAAGCUGGAUAUUUUGCACCGCGGCAACUGGAGUAUAAUUGUUGUAAAUGAUGAUACCUUUCUACAAUACAAGCAAACACAUCCCAAGUACAAAGCUGACUUCAAAAUUUGGCUCACGACGAUAGAUAUAAAAGAAAAUUUACGAUCCUUUACAUUGAUUUAUAAAUGGUUUUAUUCAAAAGAGAAAGAGAAUCUAGACAUUAUAAAAGAUUGGUAUGAAAACAAAAAGUCUGAUAUUAGAGAAUGGUUAACGCAAACUAUAAGAAUAGAGGCUGUCUUAGAAGAUAUACUCUGGAGGCGGACCAACGUUUUAACCCCAAAUAUUCCCCAGAAUCAACCGGUAAACAAAGUGAGAAGAAAAAACAAAGAUGCAACUGGGACCAAAAUUAAGCGCUCAAGAAAAAUCAUUGAAGACAAUACAGAAAAUCCUAUUUUAAAAAAGAUAAAUAAUACUGACUUAAUAGUAGCCACUUCCAGUGAUAACGCUAAUGAUAGAAUAGAAAAUCAUUACAACGAAGGUAGCAUUGGAACUGAUAAUAAGGAUAAAACUACUAUAGUUGUCGAAAACUAUAUUGGUAGUAAUAUAAAUUCACAUAGACAAAAAAUAAACAAUAUAUUGCAACAUAGAGAAGAGGAGUCUUCUAAUGAACUCGACUUCAAAAUUACUAACGAAACAGAUGCUUCGAUAGAAAUCCGAACUAAUAAUAUUGUUGAAGAUUUAGAGGAAGAAGAUAUGAAGUUAAAUUAUUCUGAUGAGAUUCUAUACGAACAAGAACCAAAUGAAAAAGAAUUAGAGCAAAAUCAAACUGAAACUCCAAUGGAGAUCGAUGGCAAAAAUGAAAUAAAUGUAGUUUCUGAAGAAAAAGUUGUAAAGGAAUGUAACAAUGAUAAUAUAAAUGACACCCUUACUGAUAACUCUAAAAAUAAUGUAUUGCAACAAAAAACAAACGAUAAAGAUGCAACACAAAAACUUUUUGAAUCAUCUAUGGAAAUAGAUAGCAAAGAAGAUAGUAGUGCAGCGGUAAAAGCAAUAAAUAUUGGCAAUACAAAUGGUACUGCUGUUCAAAAUGAAAUAAAGGUUAAAACUAAAUCUAGAAACCAAUGUUUUGAUACCAAAUUACAAGAAAUGGAAGAGAAGGCUAUGAAAAAAUUUAAAGGCUCUUUGCUUGAUAGUAUAUUUUGAAUUAUAUCAAAGUGAUAGCUAUUGCUUAAAAUGAAUUGACAUUAAUAGGUGUAAGUGUACAUAAAAUGUUAUAUGGAGCCUAUCCCAAAAUAUUGUUUCCCUUUUAAAUGAUGUACCAAAAUAACUUAUUGAUAAUAUUAAUGAAUUCUAAUAGACAUUUUGUAACUCCAUAACAAAAAUUAAAUAUUAUUUUAUGUUUUAAUUUAUAUUCUAGCUUCAUUAGGUGUUGGAACAAAGUAUUAUUUUUGGCUUUGGCAUUUAUUAGGCAAAGAUAUUAGGACAAUGCAAAAGUUAUUGGAUACAAGAAAUAUUGUCGUAUCUGUAUGUUUGCGGGGUUUUUAAUUUUAGAACAAAUAUUAUCAGUAUUGGAGUGGUAUUUUAUUAGUCCAUAAACUGUAUAAAUUUUAGAUUUUAUAUUAAUCAAAUAUUAUUUUGAUUUAAAAUUGAUAAAUUUUAGUGAAUUUACAUGGGGGAAUCACGAUACGUGGGCUUGUCUCUUAGAUUUAUUUUUCAUACCGAUAUUAAAUAUCGUUGACGUACACAAAAAAGAAAACUUUUAUGUAUUACUUUUUUAUAAUAUUGUAACGAUAAAAUCGUGCCGAUAUUAUGGUGCAUUCAGUAACUGAAUCUAUAUAUGAGGCCUAUAAAAUCAAAGGCAACUAAACGCCAUAAAAUACAUCUCAUUUUCACACUGUACUCAAAUAUUUCUCAUAAUUAGAAGUUCUAUUAAUUAAAAUUCAUUUUAUUUUCAUCAUUAUUCAUUUUUCUUCAAUCUGGUUUAAACUAUAUUGUUCCAUAUCCUUGACAAAAUAUUAGUUUCUUAUAGUUUCCUGAACAUUUGACAGAUUUGGAUUUAGCUGUCUUUGAUUUUAUAUGUCUCAUAUUCGAUAUAUUACGUUUACAAUGUGAUAGCUGUAUAUAUUUGCAUAUACUAGUAUAUAACUUAUAUAGAUAACAUUUGUAUGGAAUUAUCUUUAUUUUACUUUCAUCUAUUUUAUGCAAUCAUCAAAUAGUGUUAUUUGUAAAUUAUGAAAUGGAUAUAAGAGUUUGUCGGAGAUUUAUGUUUCACGCAUUUUACGACGAAUAAGUACAUCUCCCCACCAAAAUAAAUAGCAAACUAAUCUGUCAGUAGAUACAUUUUCGUUACCGCACGAAGAGAACAAUACGCCGGAUGUGGCCGUCUCAUUCUAUCUCAGGUAUGGAGUAGUUAAACGUAUGUCACGACAGAUUCGUUUGCCAUUUGUCUAGGUGGACUGACUCUGUUUGUAUGAGCUAAAUUAUGUUUUCGUUUGUAAAUAUUGUUUUUUAAAUAAAAUAUUAAAA